This is a messenger RNA of Aspergillus pseudotamarii, 1854 nucleotides long. Its product is annotated as bifunctional aminopeptidase/epoxide hydrolase. Lineage: Eukaryota; Fungi; Ascomycota; Eurotiomycetes; Eurotiales; Aspergillaceae. Bases 1 to 1854 code for a protein of 617 amino acids. Gene Ontology annotation, cellular component: cytosol. Gene Ontology annotation, biological process: proteolysis. The record is from RefSeq and is a predicted model, not a curated record. The transcript has 10 exons. Gene Ontology annotation, molecular function: epoxide hydrolase activity; metallopeptidase activity; zinc ion binding.
AUGGCAACUGUUAUUCACCCACCCCGGGAUCCCAACACCCUGAGCAACUAUAAUAAUUGGGUAUCUACCCAUAUAACCGCAAAUUUCGAUAUCUUAUUUGAACAGAAGAAGCUUGUUGGGAAUGUUGUUCAUAAGCUCAGGUCCAUCACCGAUGCAAGAUCUACGGAAAUCAUCUUGGAUACGAACCACGUGGAUAUCGGUGAUGUGAGAGUCGACGGCCAAGCUUCUCACUGGGAGCUCCUUCCCCCACUGGAGCCAUAUGGUGCUGCAUUGAAGAUUAAGCUUGACCAGGCCGUGGGGUUGAACGAUAUGGUCGAGGUUGAUAUCUCGGUUAAGACGACCGAAAAGUGCACUGCCCUUCAGUGGCUGACUCCAGCCCAAACUUCUAAUAGGAAACACCCAUAUAUGUUUUCUCAAUGCCAGGCUAUCCAUGCACGGUCAAUUUUCCCGUGUCAGGAUACACCAGAUGUCAAGUCUACUAUUGACUUCAAUAUUACUUCACCUCUCCCUGUGGUUGCCAGUGGAUUACCGGUUCGAGACAUCAUAGAAAAAGCCCAACCAGGCAGUAAAACUCUGUACCAGUUUCACCAGAAACUGCCUAUCCCAAGUUAUCUGUUCGCGUUAGCUAGUGGUGAUAUCUCGGAAGCUGCAAUUGGGCCCCGGAGUGUUGUUGCAACUAGCCCUGACAAACUUAGUGAAUGCCAGUGGGAGCUUGAAGCGGAUACUGAAAACUUCAUAAAUGCAAUUGAGAAAAUCGUCUAUCCUUAUGCUUGGGGCGAGUAUAAUGUCCUGAUUCUUCCCCCUAGCUUUCCAUAUGGAGGCAUGGAAAACCCAAUUUUCACCUUCGCAACUCCCAGCAUUAUCUCAAAGGAUCGGGAAAAUGUCGAUGUUAUUGCUCACGAACUCGCUCAUAGCUGGAGUGGUAAUCUUGUCACCAAUGCUUCAUGGGAACACUUCUGGUUGAACGAAGGCUGGACUACUUACCUUGAGAGACGUAUCCUAGCUGCGGUACAUGGUGAGGCCUAUCGACAUUUCUCAGCCAUCAUUGGUUGGAAAUCUCUUGCGGAUUCUGUGGAGCAUUUUGGACAUGACCAUCCGUUUACUAAGUUAGUCACUGACCUUAAAGGGAAGGACCCUGAUGAUGCAUUCUCAAGUAUUCCGUACGAAAAGGGAUUCAAUUUCUUAUUUCACUUGGAAAAUCUGUUGGGGAAGGAAAAGUUUGACCGAUUCAUACCUCAUUAUUUUACGAAGUUCAAAGGAAAGUCUCUCGAUUCGUAUGAGUUUAAGGCAACCAUGCUCGAAUUUUUCCAGCAUGAUCUGGAAUCCUCCAACCUCUUGAAAAAUGUGGAUUGGGAUGCGUGGUUCUAUGCUCCUGGCUUGCCCCCGAAGCCACAAUUCGACACAUCCCUCGUUGAUGUCGUUUACGAGCUAUCUAGCAAAUGGAAGUCCCUUCCUGACUCAUCCUUUCAACCUCGGACAAGCGAUAUUGAGGGGCUGACAGCAAACCAAAUCGUGGUCCUCUUGGAACAAAUUCUUCUGUUCGAGCGGCCGCUUACCCCUGACCUUUCGAGGAUUCUGGGUGAAGUCUACGGUCUCGCCAAGAGUGAGAACAUUGAAGUCGCCAAUCUCUAUUUUCAAGUAGGGCUAAGGGCCGGCGACGAGACCGUAUACAAACCGACGGCAAGACUAUUAGGCAAAAUCGGUAGGAUGAAAUUUGUACGACCUCUAUACCGAAACCUACAAAAGGUUAAUCGCCCUCUUGCCAUCGAGACAUUUGAGAAGAAUAAAGAUUUCUAUCAUCCCAUCUGUCGCGCGAUGGUUGAGAAAGAUCUCUUCGGAAAGAGGGAAGAGUAG